AUGGGUUUAAGUAACUGGGUCCACGACACGAACGUGCGGGUUGCCCGCAGUCCCGUGGGGAAAUGGUUUCGUUUGGAGGGCUCCGGUCAUCCUCUCGAGAGGAAGGGUAGCUACUUCUUCACUGAAAUCCGCGCCGGUCUCGCCACCUUCUUCGCCAUGGCAUACAUCAUCUCCGUCAACAGCAACAUCACCUCUGCGACCGGUGGAACCUGCGUGUGCCCCGAGGAAGAUAUGCAAGACUUCUGUGCAACCAAUGUCGAGUACGCUAUGUGCACGCAAGAAAUCAAACGCGAUAUCGUCACCGCCACUGCCGCCAUCGCCGCCCUCUCAACUUUCUGCAUGGGUUUCUUUGCCAACCUGCCUAUCGCGCUCGCACCUGGAAUGGGACUGAACGCAUACUUCGCCUACACCGUUGUUGGAGUCCGUGGUAACGGCAUGGUCCCAUACUCGACUGCUCUCACGGCUGUCUUCGUCGAAGGAUGGGUAUUCUUGGGGUUGACGUUGAUCGGUAUGCGGCAGUGGCUGGCGCGUGCGCUACCAAAGUCUAUCAAACUCGCAACUGGUGUCGGAAUCGGUCUGUACCUCGCAUUGAUUGGUUUGACAUACAGUGCCGGCAUUGGACUGGUUCAGGGUGCCUCUGACACUCCCAUUGAGCUGGCCGGGUGUGUGUCUAGCGCCUUCGACGAAAAAACGGGCCUAUGUACGAGCGCAUCUAAGAUGCGCAACCCUACUAUGUGGAUUGGUAUCUUCUGUGGCGGUAUUCUGACGGUUAUGCUCAUGAUGUACCGCAUCAAGGGUGCUAUCAUUAUCGGCAUUUUGUUGGUUUCUAUCAUCUCUUGGCCUCGCACUACCCCCGUCACCUACUUCCCCUACACCGAGCUCGGAACUAGCCAGUUCGAUUUCUUCAAGCAGGUGGUCACUUUCCAUCCUAUCAAGCAUACCUUGCUCGCUCAGGAUUGGAACCUAGCUGGCAAGGGUGGCCAGUUUGGACUGGCUUUCAUCACAUUUUUGUAUGUGGAUAUUCUGGACACCACAGGCACAAUGUACUCUAUGGCCCGAUUUGCCGGCGCAAUCAACGAGGAGACUCAGGAUUUCGAAGGCAGCGCCAUGGCCUACAUGGUUGACGCGAUUUCCAUUUCUAUCGGAUCCCUUUUCGGCAGUCCCCCCCGCGGUAAAACCGGCCUAACAUCAUGUGUCACCGGCAUUGCAUUUUUCAUCGCUGUAUUCUUCGCCCCGAUUUUCGCUUCCAUUCCACCUUGGGCCACCGGCUGCACCCUCGUGAUUGUCGGUGCGAUGAUGGCCAAGGCUGCUGCUGAUAUCAACUGGCGGUACUACGGUGAUUCGAUUCCCGCAUUCCUCACCAUCGCCAUUAUGCCUUUCACAUACAGUAUUGCCUACGGUCUGAUCGCCGGAAUCACCAGCUACAUCACCCUCAAUGGCUUUGCUUGGUGUCUUGAGAAGAUUUCCGGUGGUCGCAUCGUCCCGCCUAACAAGGAUGAGUCUGAUCCUUGGUCUUGGAAGGUUCAGGGCGGUUUCCUCCCACCCUGGGUUAAACGUGCUGCUCAUGGAAAGAAGGACUUCUGGAAAGCUGAUGAGGAGUAUGCGGAGCCACGUAUUGCAUCUGGUGAGGCUGUAUCUUCCUCUUCCUCGUCAGUGGACCGGGUGCCUCUUGAGAAAGGUCAUGAGCCUACCGCUGCGCCAAUGAAGUCGCAGUGA
This is a messenger RNA of Penicillium hordei, 1716 nucleotides long. Its product is annotated as NCS2 family permease. The record is from RefSeq and is a predicted model, not a curated record. Bases 1 to 1716 code for a protein of 571 amino acids. The transcript has 4 exons. NCBI's taxonomy places the organism in Eukaryota, Fungi, Ascomycota, Eurotiomycetes, Eurotiales, Aspergillaceae. Gene Ontology annotation, molecular function: purine nucleobase transmembrane transporter activity. Gene Ontology annotation, cellular component: plasma membrane. Gene Ontology annotation, biological process: transmembrane transport.